UCACUUGGUUUCUUUCACCACGUGGCGCCGCUGGGUUUCUUCGUGUCAUGGACCCGAAGUUGGUGGAUGACAUCCACCGCGGCACCUCCUACGACCUGGGUCAACAGCCUUUGCUGCCGGGAAGUCCUACCGGUCGCCCAAAGGGAAAGCAGCGCAGGAAGCCACGCCUGCCUUUGGGCUGUUUUUGGCCGCUAUGGUCAGAGUGCGUUCCAUUGGAGAAAAAGACUCAUGGCACUCCAGACUGGGGCGCUUUAGGGGUGAAUGUCAUGGCGGGCCUUAUCAUGGGCGUGCGGGAGUCUUUGGGUGGAAUCGUCUCAGCAUCUUUGCUCUUUUCGUCUGACAACCUGGAGAUUUCCUCCAUGCUGCAAUUUGGCAUCAGCAUGACCCUAUACACCAUGACUGUUGGUGUUCUGUGGUAUUCAGUAUUUGGACGGCUGCAGUAUGGCUAUGGCACUCAGCAAGAUCUGAUCUGCAUAUUGCAAGCCUCACUGGCUUCAAAGGCCGCAAGACUUUUGCGAGAUGACCCUGAAAGGAUCCCUGCCACAGUCGUUUGCAUCAUUUGCUUCAGCUCUAUACUUAGUGGCUUUGUGAGCAUCGUGGUCGGCAAGCUCGCUUGGGCCACUUCCAUGUUGAUGAUCCCCAAGCCAGUUGUGAGUGGCUUCCUGGGUGCCAUUGGAGUGGUGGUAUUGCAAGCCGCCUUUAAAACGGCUUCUGGGGUACCAUUCCAUUAUUUCUGGCCUGACAUUGGCAUUCGUGCUUUUUGCUCCUCCCAGGACCGGCUUCUACAAGUGGGUUGCAUGCUUCUGCACUUCAUUUGCAUUCGCAAAGGUCCAGACUUGUGUCAUGUGCUCCUCCAGACGGACAAGAGCGGAGCCAAAUUUGCCAGUCGCAAGGAUGCGGUGAAGAAGUAUGCUGGCUUGGUUUGUCAGCUAGCGCCUUUAGUGCUUUUCUAUGGCUGUGUCUUUGGUGCAGGCGUUGGCAUGGAGGACUUAGCAGCCCAUGGAUGGACGUAUCCCAAGGAAGGAAGUAGUGGACCCCUCACCAUUUGGACCACAUACAGUCUUGAGGACGUUGACUUUCACGUGGUGCGGAUGAUACUUUUCUCCGUGGAUAUUGUUGCUUUGGUGGCCAUGGCAAUUCUGUGCACGAUGCUCGGUGCAUUAGCCAUCACCGGAAGGUAUCCAACAGGGCCAAGCGGUGAUCCUCAACCAGAUGACCCACUUGACUUCAAUGCUGAGCUGAUCACUGUGGGGGCUGCCUCCUUGUUCUUGGGCUGUACCGGAGGGAAUUUGGUCUUCCACAAAUUCUCCGUCAUCCAACUGCGCGAAGAUGGUGGCACGCACCGUGUGGCGGUGCUCACGAUCGCCCUGGUGGCUGGAAACCUCUUCAUUUUUGGGUGUCCUAUUGGAUCCUAUGUGCCCAAGUGGUUUCUGGGAGGUUUAUUCAUGAAUACUGGAUGGUCCUUUCUGAAGAAGACACUCUUGUCCUACGAGACCCUGACCACCUUUAAUUGGAGGGGUGUGCACUUGGUCUCACCGCAAUAUGGUAUUUCAAGCUGCUGUGUCUUGAUGGCGUUGUAUUUCAGCCCCACGACCUCCAUCCUAGCAGGGCUUUGCUUGAGCAUUCUAUUGUUUGUCUUGGAUGGCAUGACAACUUCACCUGUCAACAGCGUGGUGGAUGGACAGCACGUGGUGAGUCGCACCAAGAGGCCCUGGUGGGAGAUGAGCGUGCUAGCAGCUGAAGGAGACCGGAUUCGCCUUCUAUACCUCCAAGGUCAGCUCUUUUUCGGAUCCAUGUUGCAGCUCACUAGCAACUUGGAGGCUGCAGCCGCAGAUUCUCGGAUCGAAUUCGUGAUUUUGAGCUACGGCCGGGUGCCUUUGAUUGAUCCCUCCGCGGCAGAGAACAUCAAGUUGGCACAAGACAAGAUGGCAAAGUUUGGUUGCCACGUCAUCCACUGCCGGAUGAACGAGCAAGUCUUUGGGACCUUAUCCGCUGCUGGCGCCGUCCGGAAGCCCUCAGCUGAUUUGCUGAUGCGAAUCCAAACGCUCGGUUGGAGGUAUCAUGGAUCAGUGGUAUGCAACAGCGAUGAGCAUCCUGAUGCCUUCUUCCAUGAGACAGACUGCUUGGACUACUGCAAUGAAUAUCUGGUCCAAAACUUUAGUUAUAACGUGGCAUCCCCUACGCCGCCCUUGGAAGAGUACAUGCGCGAAUACCGGGAGGUCAUUUGCAACGAGCACCGACGCCUUUCGGAGAGUGCCUUCGAGAGGAUGAACGAUCUCCCGGGCGGUGUCAUGGGGCAGCUGCGGCAAUUCUGCGAAGUCCGGGUGGAUGAGCCCGCAGGAAAGAAUCUGUCAGAUGAGUUGCCAAGCAUGACGAGAGCGAUGUGCUUCAUUUUCAAAGGUGCUCUCUCUUUGGUUCAGAUCGUUCCGGUCGUGGAGAAGCCCGAUAAACUGGAAACGCACGCAUUUAGCUUCCGGCGUGGGAAGCGGCUUUUGUCCAGGUAUCCUCCAGGUCAUGUCGCGGGGAUUGAGAUUUUCUUCAAGUUUCACCAGCAACGCGUGGAGGAGAACUUGCAACCGAAGCUGAUUGUGUCCUCCCUGCUGGGACCUCCAGCAGAGGUCUGGACCUUGAGAUACGAUGGCUGGCAAGAUAUCCCAGGAUGGAAGCAGAUGCCAGACAGCUUGAAGGGAUACUUGGCACGUAUGCUUUGUGUCCAGUUUGCCGACACCUUGAAGCAUGCCAAUCUCAAAGAACGAUGAGGCAAAGUUCCUUCCAAGUGGUCGCCCUCCUUCCAAAGGCGUGGUCCUUUCCCAUAGAUGUUUAGUUCACUCUAGGCUUGGCGCGCUGGUGCAGAAAUUACUCUUGAGCACCACUUGACCUUGUUCCCGUGCUGAGCAAAA
Molecule: messenger RNA, 2900 nt
Organism: Durusdinium trenchii
Lineage: Eukaryota; Dinophyceae; Suessiales; Symbiodiniaceae
Source: the annotation of a GenBank genome assembly